GGAACUGAACACCAAGUGCGUGGUGGAGAUGGAAGGGAAUCAAACGGUCCUGCACCCUCCUCCUUCUAAUACCAAACAGGGAGAAAGGAAACCUCCCAAGGUAUUUGCCUUUGACUACUGCUUUUGGUCUAUGGAUGAAUCUAACACUACAAAAUAUGCUGGUCAAGAAGUGGUUUUCAAGUGCCUUGGAGAAGGAAUUCUUGAGAAAGCCUUUCAGGGGUACAAUGCUUGUAUUUUUGCUUACGGACAGACAGGCUCAGGAAAAUCCUUCUCCAUGAUGGGCAAUGCUGAGCAGCUGGGCCUUAUCCCAAGGCUCUGCUGUGCUUUAUUUAAAAGGAUCUCUUUGGAGCAAAAUGAGUCACAGACGUUUAAAGUCGAAGUAUCCUACAUGGAAAUUUAUAAUGAGAAAGUUCGGGAUCUUUUAGACCCCAAAGGGAGCAGGCAGUCUCUUAAAGUUCGUGAGCAUAAAGUGUUGGGGCCAUAUGUAGAUGGUCUUUCGCAACUGGCAGUCACUAGUUUUGAGGAUAUUGAGUCUUUGAUGUCUGAGGGGAAUAAGUCUCGGACAGUAGCUGCAACCAACAUGAAUGAAGAAAGCAGCCGCUCCCACGCCGUGUUCAACAUCAUAAUCACGCAGACGCUUUACGACCUGCAGUCUGGGAACUCAGGAGAAAAAGUCAGCAAGGUCAGCUUGGUGGACCUGGCGGGCAGCGAACGAGUUUCUAAAACAGGUGCCGCAGGAGAGCGACUGAAGGAAGGCAGCAACAUCAACAAGUCACUUACAACAUUGGGAUUGGUUAUAUCAUCACUGGCCGACCAGGCAGCUGGCAAGGGUAAAAACAAAUUUGUGCCUUAUCGAGAUUCAGUCCUCACUUGGCUUCUUAAGGACAACUUGGGGGGCAAUAGCCAGACCUCUAUGAUCGCCACCAUCAGCCCAGCCGCAGACAAUUACGAAGAGACCCUGUCCACGUUGCGAUAUGCGGACCGAGCCAAAAGGAUCGUUAAUCAUGCCAUAGUGAAUGAGGAUCCCAAUGCGAAAGUCAUCCGGGAACUGCGGGAGGAAGUAGAGAAACUGAAAGAGCAACUGUCACAGGCUGAGGCUAUGAAGGCCCCUGAACUAAAAGAGAAGCUCGAAGAGUCUGAAAAGCUGAUAAGAGAACUAACCGUGACUUGGGAAGAGAAGCUGAGGAAAACAGAAGAAAUUGCACAGGAGCGACAACGGCAGCUUGAAAGUAUGGGGAUCUCCCUGGAGACGUCUGGUAUCAAGGUUGGGGACGACAAGUGCUAUUUAGUCAACCUGAACGCAGAUCCUGCCCUCAAUGAACUUCUGGUUUAUUAUCUAAAGGACCACACCAGGGUGGGCGCAGACACCUCUCAGGACAUCCAGCUCUUUGGCAUAGGGAUUCAGCCCGAGCACUGUGAGAUUGACAUUGCGCCUGAUGGAGAUAUCACGCUCACUCCGAAAGAGAAUGCCAGGUCCUGUGUGAACGGCACCCUUGUGUGUAACCCUACCCAGCUGUGGCACGGUGACCGAAUUCUGUGGGGAAAUAACCACUUCUUUAGAAUUAAUUUACCUAAGAGGAAACGGCGAGACUGGUUGAAAGAUUUUGAAAAAGAAACAGGCCCUCCAGAGCACGACUUAGACGCUGCCAGUGAAGCUUCCUCAGAACCAGACUAUAACUAUGAAUUUGCCCAGAUGGAAGUUAUCAUGAAAACGCUCAACAGUAACGACCCAGUUCAGAACGUGGUUCAGGUCCUGGAGAAACAGUACCUGGAGGAGAAGCGGAGCGCGCUGGAGGAGCAGCGACUCAUGUACGAGCGGGAGCUGGAGCGGCUCCGCCAGCAGCUCUCUCCUGAGCGGCAGAGCCAGAGCAGCGGCCCCGACCGCCUGGCCUACAGCAGCCAGACCGCCCAGCAGACGGUGACCCAGUGGGCGGAGGAGAGGGAUGAACUCUUCCGCCAAAGUUUGGCAAAAUUGCGUGAGCAGCUAGUUAAAGCGAAUACCUUGGUACGGGAGGCGAACUUCUUAGCUGAGGAGAUGAGCAAACUCACUGACUACCAGGUGACCCUGCAGAUCCCCGCUGCGAACCUCAGUGCCAAUAGAAAGAGAGGUGCGAUCGUGAGCGAGCCAGCUAUUCAGGUGAGAAGGAAAGGAAAGAGCACCCAGGUGUGGGCCAUCGAGAAGCUGGAGAAUAAGUUAAUUGAUAUGAGGGAUCUUUAUCAAGAAUGGAAGGAAAAAGUUCCUGAGGCAAAGAGGCUCUAUGGGAAGCGAGGGGAUCCUUUCUAUGAAGCCCAGGAGAAUCACAACCUAAUCGGUGUGGCUAAUGUGUUCUUGGAGUGCCUCUUCUGUGAUGUGAAGCUGCAGUAUGCAGUUCCCAUCAUCAGCCAGCAGGGGGAGGUGGCGGGGCGCCUGCACGUGGAGGUGGCGCGUGUGACGGGCGCCGUGCCGGAGCGCGUGCUGGAGGACGACUCGUCGGAGAACUCUAGCGAAAGCGGCAGCCUAGAGGUGGUGGACGGCAGCGGCGAGAUCGUCCACCGUGUCAAGAAACUGACCUGCCGGGUGAGUAGGCGGCACUGUGGGUUUGCGGCUCCCGCCUCCACCCCUGAAGGGUGGCUGCGAGACUAUGUGGUGAACGUAACAGAAGAAUUCCUGGAGUUCAUCUCAGAUGGAGCUCUGGCGAUUGAGGUGUGGGGUCACCGCUGUGCUGGAAAUGGGAGCUCCCUCUGGGAAGUGGAUUCUCUCCACGCGAAGACAAGAACACUGCAUGAUAGGUGGAACGAAGUCACUCGCAGGAUAGAAAUGUGGAUCUCCAUAUUGGAGCUGAACGAGCUGGGGGAGUAUGCUGCAGUGGAGCUCCAUCAGGCGAAAGAUGUCAACACAGGAGGCGUCUUUCAGCUCAGACAGGGCCACUCCCGGAGAGUGCAAGUCACCGUGAAGCCCGUGCAGCAUUCAGGGACGCUGCCCCUCAUGGUUGAAGCCAUCUUGUCAGUGUCCAUCGGCUGUGUGACUGCCAGGUCCACCAAGCUCCAAAGAGGGCUGGACAGUUACCAGAGAGAUGAUGAGGAUGGUGAUGAUAUGGAUAGUUAUCAGGAAGAAGAUUUAAACUGUGUAAGAGAGAGAUGGUCUGAUGCCCUCAUUAAACGACGAGAAUACUUAGAUGAGCAGAUUAAAAAAGUCAGCAAUAAAAAAGAGAAGUCAGAGGACGACUUGGAGCGGGAAGCCCGGCUGGUGGAGCAGUGGGUCGGGCUGACGGAAGAAAGGAACGCAGUACUGGUGCCUGCACCCGGCAGCGGGAUUCCCGGGGCGCCUGCAGACUGGAUCCCACCAGCUGGAAUGGAGACCCACAUACCAGUUCUGUUCCUUGAUUUGAAUGCGGAUGACCUCAGUGCUAAUGAGCAGCUCGUGGGCCCCCACGCGUCAGGUGUGAACUCCAUCCUGCCCAAGGAGCAUGGCAGCCAGUUCUUCUACCUGCCCAUUAUAAAGCACAGUGACGAGGAGGUCUCUGCCACCGCCUCUUGGGACUCCUCGGUGCAUGAUUCUGUUCACUUGAAUAGAGUGACCCCCCAGAAUGAAAGGAUUUACCUGAUAGUGAAGACCACGGUCCAGCUCAGCCACCCGGCCGCUAUGGAGUUAGUAUUACGAAAGCGGAUUGCAGCCAAUAUUUACAACAAACAGAGUUUCACCCAGAGCUUGAAAAGGAGAAUAUCGUUGAAAAAUAUAUUUUAUUCCUGUGGUGUCACCUAUGAAAUAGUAUCCAAUAUACCAAAGGCAACAGAGGAGAUUGAGGACAGGGAGACGCUGGCUCUUAUGGCGGCGAGAAGUGAAAACGAAGGCACGUCAGAUGGGGAGACCUACAUCGAGAAGUACACCCGCGGCGUGCUGCAGGUGGAGAACAUUCUGAGCCUUGAGCGCCUCAGGCAGGCUGUUACAGUCAAAGAAGCACUUUCCGCCAAAGCCCGGCACCUGAGACGGAGCCUCAGCACACCGAACGUUCAUAACGUCUCUUCUAGUCGAGCAGACCUUUCUGGCUUUGAUGAAGAUGAUAAGGGUUGGCUAGAGAACCGGCUGGACAUGUCUGACUACAGCUGCAGCUACCAAGACGUAGCCUGUUAUGGAACUUUACCCAGGGAUUCACCUCGAAGGAGUAAAGAAGGGAGUGGUUGCACAUCCGAGAACCCUCAUGCCUUAACAGUCAGCCCUUUUAAAGCAUUCUCUCCUCAGCCGCCAAAGUUUUUCAAACCCUUAAUGCCUGUAAAAGAAGAACAUAAGAAAAGAACAGCUCUGGAAGCAAGGCCCUUGCUAAGCCAGGAGAGCAUGCCUCCACCUCAGGCACGUAACCCUGGCUGCACUGUGCCCUCAGGAAGCAAUGGCAGCUGCAUGCCCGUAGAACACAGUAGCAAACGUGAGAAGAAGAUUGACUCUGAGGAAGAGGAAAGUGAGCUGGAGGCUCUUAACAGGAAGCUGAUAAGCUCACAGCCUUACGUCCCUGUGGAGUUCGCCGACUUCAGUGUUUACAAUGCCAGCUUGGAGAACAGGGAGUGGUUUUCUUCGAAAGUAGAUUUGACAAACUCAAGGGUCUUGGAGAAAGAAGUGUCCCGUAGCCCCACCACCAGCAGUAUUACCAGUGGCUACUUUUCCCACAGUGCCUCCAGUGCCACCCUGUCUGACAUGGUGGUCCCUUCCAGUGACAGCUCAGACCAGCUGGCCAACCAGGUGAAGGAUGCCGACUCCAGCGAGCAUUCUGGACCCUCUCUCUCAAGCAGAGAGCCGACGGAACUAGACAGAGGCCUGGUAAAGGAGAAGAUACUUACGGUGCCACUCAAGGAAAACAGUGCCUUAGCCAAAGGGAGCCCACCACCCCAAAGCAUCCCUGGAAAAAACUCCCAGGCUCUCUGUAGGCCUGGCUCGCUUUCAGAACAAGAUGCCUGCCCCAGCAAGAAUGGUCAACGGGCCAGGGAAUUCUGCCCCAGGGAGGUGACUGUAGAACACACCACAAACAUCCUGGAGGACCAUUCUUUCACAGAGUUUAUGGGUGUGUCGGAUGGGAAAGAUUUUGACGGUUUGACAGAUUCUUCUGCUGGAGAGCAUUCGAGUAGGAGGAAUCUACCAAAUAAAAUGGACAGUCAGAGUGUCUCAGAUGAGCCCCGAGACCCAAGCCAGCAGCACUCCUCGACGCAGGAUGACCAGGGGAGCGCAGCUGCUCGGUGAGCCGCAGCAACACGCAGCCGGCUUCUGCGUCCCCGGUCACCUUGCAAAAGCACCAGCUCCAUCUUUGAAACAUGCUGCGGCCGGCCGACCGACCUCAGGUCUCCGAGGAGAAGCCGUGGGCCACCAAGGCCACCUCCUUCCCCUCCCUUGGGGACAAGCGGCACUUUGUUACUCGGGUGAAUCGGCAGCCUCUGCUUUUCCCAAAAAGUCAGGGAACCGAAACUCCUGGAUGAAUUAAGUGGCAGUAUUUUCGUUUGCACUUAACUACACAACCUGCUGUGUAGAAACCUCCACAAAUUCAAACAGACUUUAUUCUUGUACAGUUUUAAUCAGUUCCUACUGUAGAAUCUGGAGUCGCUGUUCUAAUUUGUUGGGGUUUUUUUUUUUAUAAAUAAUAUAUAUUAUGUAAAUGAAAUGUGUAUCUAACGUAUGUCUGUUUGGAGACACGCAAGACUGCACACAAAAAUGCAGAUAAAAAUGGUUUGUAGAAAAUCAUAAGGUACUGGACUUUGUUACAAAGCAACUUGGACGGUCUCUUAUACAGAUAAAAAAAAGAUACUUUGACUAAGAAUGAGGUUGCAAAUCCCUCUUUGCAAAAAAGGUUACAGAAUGCUGUUCUUUAUAACCAAAGAACUUCCGUAAGACUGAACGUUUUUGCUGUCCACUCUUGUGUGUGUGUGUGUGCGUGUGUGUGUGUGUGUGUGAGAGAGAGAGAGAGAGAGAGUUUGGUGCCAUGCUUCCUGGGCUGCCAGGCCUCAUGCUGCCGUCUGUCCCGUUUCAUAAGCACACUGAAAAUAAAUCUCACAGCUGUAUUUUCUCGUCUUCCUCCUGGCCUGCGGACGCACAUUGUAACCAUUGACAAUAGCCUGGUGGCUAAUGCCCCGCACAGCCCACCCUGGGUUCAGCCCAGCCUGGCAGGUGGAAUGGAGUGAGCAGUAUUACUGUAAGAAAACCAGAAGCUACCAGGGGUUGGGGCUAGGGGGAGAGGGUGUUGGUUUUUGUCUCUUUGUGGUUUGGUUUGGGAUUGGUAGGUUUUGUAGUGAUGUGGUUUUGCUGUGUUAUUUUACUUAAUUCUGGAAAAUCUCAGAAGAGGUGGAACAAGCGAUAAAGUUCAAGGACACUCGCUUCACUGCGUCUGCAGGAGAUGACUGCUUACAGAGGACUCUGAGUCCAUGUCUUCGUUCGCGACAUCCUCCAUCUGACAGAAAUGUGGAAGGGUGAUGUGUGGGGAAAUUUUUGCAAAAGGACUUUAUGUCUGUGCUGUGUAGAUGCCUGUACAAUUGGUGUGGAUGUACAGCAAUACAUGUGAUUGUGAGGGAGAGAGAAUGUCCUUGAUCUUUGAACAUUUUAGCACCAGUAAAUCAGUAAGAUAUCGGAGACUUUAAUGAAAAGCUGCUGUUCAUGAUUUGUGUGUAUAGUGAGCUGACUGUAGUAUUUUACUAUUGUCUGUUUAAGAAAAAAGAAAAACUGUAAUUUAUAUCCCCCUUCAACUUUAUUAUAUUUAAUUGGUACAGAAUUGUGUGUGUGUGUGUAUGUUUUAGAAUACAAACUGUCUU
Condylura cristata (star-nosed mole) is the source of this 6762-nucleotide messenger RNA. RefSeq names its product kinesin family member 13A (gene KIF13A). Gene Ontology annotation, molecular function: microtubule binding; cell adhesion molecule binding; ATP binding. Gene Ontology annotation, cellular component: adherens junction. The transcript has 38 exons. Bases 29 to 5206 code for a protein of 1725 amino acids. Gene Ontology annotation, biological process: regulation of protein localization; microtubule-based movement. The record is from RefSeq and is a predicted model, not a curated record. Lineage: Eukaryota; Metazoa; Chordata; Mammalia; Eulipotyphla; Talpidae.